AUGUCUGACUCACGCAACUCAACCCAUAAGUCACUUUUUGAUGAUGAUGACCAUACUCACUCUGCCACUGUCGAUAGAGAGGGCUCGAAGAAGAAUGGUGUUGCUUCUCCAUGUUCUUUUGUUAUUGAUGUGGAUGAUGAUGAUGAUGAUGAUGGUGAUGACAGAGAAAGAUCACCAUUUAGAAAAUCUGUUGUAAUCCCAAAAGAGAAAAGAUCAGAGUGCUACAACAAGAACAGUUUUAUUAUAGUCCCGGUUAAUCACAUAUCUGAGGUUGAGGCAACGAUGACAAAGAAGCCUAUAAAAAUUCGAUGCAAGUUGAAGCUGCCGGUCAAGUCUUUUGUUUUGAAAAGACGGCACAGUGACGAUGAUGAUGGUGAUAAUAAAGAAAAGGUCAGGAGAAAAAAGAAGAGGAUGAUUGUAAAGGCACCUGCAGUUCCACCAGAAUUGCCUGCUGAAUUCAAAAAUCUCAUCGAAAGUCUGAAUGGUACUGAAUUGAAUUUGCUGAUUGAAAAGUCACUGUACAGCACAGACCUUAACCAUAAUCACAGGCAUCUAUCUUUGCCAUUGAGUCAAAUUCAUAAUGGAUUCCUCACGCAAGAAGAGAAGGACUUGCUCGAAACAAGAACUGGAAAGCAUAAGACAUCCAUUGUAGCCAAAUUAAUUGUUCCGUCAAGAAAGGAAUCUGAUAUAUUUCUUAAGAAGUGGGACACGCCUAAGAAAGUAGGCAAAGUGAAUUCAACUUAUAAUCUAACGACAAGUUGGAAUAAUGUUCUGGAGAGCAACAAACAGUGCGAAGGAAUGAUUGUAUAA
Molecule: messenger RNA, 810 nt
Organism: Camellia sinensis
Lineage: Eukaryota; Viridiplantae; Streptophyta; Magnoliopsida; Ericales; Theaceae
Source: RefSeq, a predicted model, not a curated record